This is a messenger RNA of Octopus sinensis (East Asian common octopus), 420 nucleotides long. RefSeq lists its product as uncharacterized. NCBI's taxonomy places the organism in Eukaryota, Metazoa, Mollusca, Cephalopoda, Octopoda, Octopodidae. The record is from RefSeq and is a predicted model, not a curated record. The transcript has a single exon. Bases 1 to 420 code for a protein of 139 amino acids.
AUGCUGAAGAGUCUACUGCAGGCCAGAGAAGCAAUAACCAUCUACAUGUCAGAUGAAGAGAAGCAAUAUAAAGGUCCAAAACCGUUCGAUUCUGAUUGGGAAAAGAUUUCAAAAUACAUCAAUGUUUUGGAUUUAUUCUGUCAGGCUAUGGUCCUUCUUGGCAGUGAAAAAUAUGUGUUGUGUAGCUGUGUAUUGCCACUGUUAAUGUCUUUGACAAAACACAUGACUGUAAAUGAUGAUGAUCCAGGUUAUAUAGUCAGAUUUCAGGCAGCAUCUAUUAAUGACUUCUGCAAACGUGUAGCUGACAUGAAAAGUAUUGAAAUAUUACAGAUUGCAACAACACUUGAUCCACGAUAUAAAAACUUGAAGUGUUUAUCAGACGAUUCAAAAGAACAAACUUGGUUAUUGGACAACAAAUAG